AUGAACAUAGAUAGGCAGGCGUUGUUAGAGCAAAAGCGCCAGAGGCUUCUUGAGCUCAAACAAAGACGACUACAGAAAGAGAAGGAAGAUGCAGAAAGAGCAGAUGCAGAGAGGUCGAAAAGCCCGAAUAUUAGUGAUUUAGGACAACAAGAGAUAGCGAAACCUCAAAAAUUAGAGGUGAAAAGAGUCGAUGUAUCUGUGCAAGUGGGGGAAUCGACACUGAAGCCGAGUUUGCAAUAUACAGCAGAGCAGAGCCUGGUGCUUCGCUUCGAUAAAGUGAUUCAGGUGGAGUUUGAUGAGGUUCAAAGCAUGGAAGAUAGAGAGGAGGCCAGGAGAGAGUCAGAUGAAUUUGCGGAGCCAAUUGUACCCCAUUCGCCGGAACCUCUGAAAGCAGAGGUCGUGAAUGAAGCCUUGGCGAGUCAGUUGGAAGAAAAGCUUCGAUUUCCCUUUUCAAAACUACGACUUGGAAUCAGAGAAGAGAAAGAGAUUCGAUCUGUGGGUGACUCGCCGUUUGUUGUCGAGCAACAGCUCGGGGGCUUUCUUGACAGACCAAUAGUGAGUGUCAAGACGACCCCUCAGUUCCCUGAGCUUAUAUUGGUGGCUUACGGCGCAUCAGACACGAAGCUGCCUGACUUGACGGAUUCAAAGGGCCUAGCAAUAAUAUUCAAUACCUCCACUGAGUCAAUAUUCCCUGAGUUCUUUUUACAUUGCACUAGCCCAAUCGCUGCCAUAGCAUUCGACAAAACCGAUGCUUUUAGAAUCAUAUGUGGCAUGGAAAAUGGGAGACUAGCACUUUGGGACCUCACAAAUGUGAAGCCCAAUCAGCUUGCGGUGCUUCCUACACUUCAGUCUUCCACUUUAGCAUCACUUCACAGCCAAGGCAAAAAGAAGUUCACGCAUCAUACUAUGCCCAUUGUUCUGAUCAAGCAACCCGAAGUUAACAGCGCAAGUCCAUCUGUGGUCUCAAUCUCUGCAGAGGGCGUAAUCAAUGUUUGGUCGUUGAGCAUCCUAGCGCGUCCCAAGCUUGAUUCUCGUGUUGUUAAGAAACAGGCAGAGUCCGAGAGGCUAAGUCUUAAAGAUUCCGUUUACGUCACUUCAGUUUUAAUCUCUUCGCAUUACAUGCUCCAGAAUACAACUUCCUACCACGCACCGGAGUAUAAGUUUUUAAACAAUACUUAUUUGGGUUGCGAUAAUGGUGAAAUACUAAAGCUAAAAAAUGAUAAAGACAAAAGCGUAAUCGACAGCAUAUUUUCAACAGAAUCGAAAGGUAAAGUUACUUCUUUGGUGGAAUUUUCAUGGAAGCGAAAUCUGAGGGCAGCAUUUGCUGUGGUAUCUUCCCACAUGGAUUGGUCAAUAAAAAUUUGGCAGCUUUCUUCCUCAGAGCCUGUUCUACAGAUUCCCACUACGGCAUUGAUAUCAAAACUAAUUUCUCGUCCGGGACAUUGUAUGCAAAUGGUGGCAUUGAAUCAAUUAAGUCCUCCUGAAGAAAGGACAUCCCUUGAUUUUUGGGACUUGAAUGUCAGAUGUUUCUCUCCAACAUGUUCAAUCCCAUUGCCGGAUGACUUUGGCGAUGCAACACUGGUCGAAUUCAACUCCGAGGGCGACAAACUUUUUGUCAGCUCUAGAUCCGGUCGGGUUGUUAUUUGGAAUGUCGACAAGCAUCAGCUAGAUGUUGUCUCGAAUGAAAGAAUUAAUCGUGACAUAGAUGGUGGAAUAAUGCAUUAUUUGAAAUCAACAGAUUUCAAUAUAUAA
This is a messenger RNA of Candidozyma auris, 1752 nucleotides long. RefSeq lists its product as uncharacterized. The transcript has a single exon. Bases 1 to 1752 code for a protein of 583 amino acids. Gene Ontology annotation, biological process: transport along microtubule. Gene Ontology annotation, cellular component: cytoplasmic dynein complex. NCBI's taxonomy places the organism in Eukaryota, Fungi, Ascomycota, Pichiomycetes, Serinales, Metschnikowiaceae. The record is from RefSeq and is a predicted model, not a curated record. Gene Ontology annotation, molecular function: dynein heavy chain binding; dynein light chain binding.